Molecule: messenger RNA, 684 nt
Organism: Mesocricetus auratus (golden hamster)
Lineage: Eukaryota; Metazoa; Chordata; Mammalia; Rodentia; Cricetidae
Source: the annotation of a RefSeq genome assembly
AUGGCUUAUCCUUCUCAAUUAGGCUUACAAGACGCCACAUCACCUAUUAUAGAAGAAUUAAUAAACUUUCAUGAUCAUACAUUAAUAAUCGUCUUCCUUAUUAGUUCUCUGGUCCUAUAUGUUAUUACACUAAUAUUAACUACUAAGUUAACUCACACAAGUACAAUAGAUGCACAAGAAGUAGAAACAAUCUGAACUAUUCUACCUGCAGUAAUUCUUAUCCUUAUUGCCCUACCGUCUUUACGAAUUUUGUAUAUAAUAGAUGAGAUUAACAACCCAGUAUUAACAGUGAAAACUAUAGGACAUCAGUGAUACUGAAGUUAUGAGUAUACAGACUAUGAAGACCUAUGCUUUGACUCAUAUAUAAUCCCUACGACAGAUCUAAAACCAGGAGAACUUCGAUUACUAGAAGUUGACAAUCGAGUUGUACUCCCCAUAGAACUACCGAUUCGCAUGCUAAUCUCAUCCGAAGACGUUCUUCACUCAUGAGCUGUCCCAUCUCUUGGAUUAAAAACAGAUGCAAUUCCCGGACGACUAAAUCAAGCUACUAUUUCAUCAAAUCGACCAGGGUUAUUCUACGGUCAGUGUUCAGAAAUCUGUGGGUCUAAUCAUAGCUUUAUACCUAUUGUUUUAGAAUUAGUCCCUCUUAAAUACUUUGAAAACUGAUCCGUAUCAAUAGUCUAA